CAGAGGAGAACGGGGUUGUCCCCAGCCCCUCCGUCCAUCGCGGGGGUAGCCCUGAUGACAUGACCAUGAAAACCAGCCCUGACACCCCCUCCAAGCGUCCGGAGACACCCUCUAAAGGGUUCGGGGGGUCAGAGGAGUCACCUUCCGUCCCCACCCCAGGACGUACCCCGGGGAAGGCCAAGCAGCAGCUGAACGUCCGGGCAGAGCUGGAGAAGAGACAAGGGGGCAAGUCUCUACUCAACCUGGUGGUUAUAGGUCAUGUGGAUGCAGGGAAGAGUACCCUGAUGGGUCACCUGCUGUACCUGUUGGGAAACGUCAAUAAACGCACCAUGCACAAGUACGAACAGGAGUCCAAAAAGGCUGGCAAGGCCUCGUUCGCCUACGCAUGGGUUCUGGACGAGACCGGGGAGGAGAGGAACAGGGGUGUAACCAUGGACGUGGGGAUGACUAAGUUUGAGACGGCCUCUAAGGUGGUGACUCUGAUGGACGCUCCUGGACACAAAGACUUCAUCCCGAACAUGAUCACUGGAGCGGCCCAGGCGGACGUGGCGGUGUUAGUGGUAGAUGCCAGCAGAGGUGAGUUUGAGGCAGGGUUCGAGGCGGGUGGUCAGACGCGAGAGCACGGCCUUCUGGUCCGUUCGUUGGGCGUCACGCAGCUCGCUGUUGCCGUUAACAAGAUGGACCAGGUAAACUGGCAACAGGAGCGAUUCAAAGAGAUCAUCUCCAAACUUGGACAUUUCCUGAAACAGGCUGGAUUCAAGGACUCUGAUGUGUUCUACGUGCCAACUAGUGGUCUAUCAGGAGAGAACCUGACCACUAAGAGUUCUGCUCUGGCGCUAACAUCCUGGUACUCUGGACCCUGUCUGCUGGAACAGAUCGAUUAUUUCAAACCACCCCAGAGGUCGAUAGAAAAGCCCUUCCGACUGUGUGUCUCGGACGUCUUCAAAGAUCAGGGCUCAGGGUUCUGUGUAACAGGGAAGAUCGAGGCGGGCUACAUUCAGACAGGAGACAGAGUACUGGCCAUGCCCCCCAAUGAGACAUGCACUGUUAAAGGUAUCACUCUCCACGAUGAGCCUCUGGACUGGGCAGCAGCAGGAGAUCAUGUUAGUCUGACUGUCACUGGCAUGGACAUCAUCAAGAUCAAUGUGGGCUGUGUGUUCUGUGAUAUUAAGGAGCCAAUCAGAGCGUGUUCCCGCUUCAGGGCCAGAGUCCUACUCUUCAACAUAGAGGUCCCCAUCACACAGGGCUUCCCCGUUGUGUUGCACUACCAGACGAUCAGUGAACCUGCCACCAUCAGGAAGCUGGUCAGUGUUCUGCACAAGAGCAGCGGGGAGGUGCUCAAGAAGAAACCAAAGUGUCUGGGUAAGGGUAUGAACGCGAUGGUAGAGAUCCAGACGCAGAGACCCGUGGCGUUGGAGCUCUAUAAGGACUUCAAGGAGCUGGGACGCUUCAUGCUGAGAUACGUAGGGUCAACCAUCGCUGCCGGGGUCGUCACCGAGAUCAAAGACUGACGAUCAGAUCUGAUCCAGCUCGAUCAAGUCAAGAACCCAGAGACCGCAUGACAGAUGGCUAGCUGCAGACUGACAGAGACAAGACAGACAAAGUGCAAUUCCUUCAAGAGAUUGACAGAAGUGUCAUUCACAGACUGAGUGUUCACAUCCAUCCCUCUAUCUAUCCAUCCAUCCAUCCAGGGCAGAAGCUACCAUACAAGAUGAAGUAAACGAUGAACCAAUAAAUGGUCCAAUCCAGCUGUUUUUUAUCUCGAUAUCAAAUCAUUUCUGGGUUACAAUUAAGUAUCUUACUGUGAUUUUGUUUUUUAAUUAAAAUGGGCAAAAAAGAAACAACAAAAAUUGUUUUCAUAGCAAAUAGUAAUUUCUCAAGUAAGAACUGUCUGGAAGUCAUGUGAGUGGGAAAACUGAAAAAAUAGCUGUUAUUGGCA
Messenger RNA from Salvelinus namaycush (lake trout), 1939 nucleotides. It is a transcript of the gene hbs1l, whose product is annotated as HBS1-like translational GTPase. Gene Ontology annotation, molecular function: GTPase activity; GTP binding. The coding region runs from base 60 to 1511 and encodes 483 amino acids. Lineage: Eukaryota; Metazoa; Chordata; Actinopteri; Salmoniformes; Salmonidae. The transcript is spliced from 13 exons. Gene Ontology annotation, biological process: translation. The record is from RefSeq and is a predicted model, not a curated record.